Trichosporon asahii var. asahii CBS 2479 is the source of this 1857-nucleotide messenger RNA. RefSeq names its product long-chain-fatty-acid--CoA ligase. Lineage: Eukaryota; Fungi; Basidiomycota; Tremellomycetes; Trichosporonales; Trichosporonaceae. Bases 1 to 1857 code for a protein of 618 amino acids. Gene Ontology annotation, biological process: fatty acid metabolic process. The record is from RefSeq and is a predicted model, not a curated record. The transcript is spliced from 3 exons. Gene Ontology annotation, molecular function: medium-chain fatty acid-CoA ligase activity.
AUGUCUGCCGACGACGAGCCCAAGCCCGUGCCUCUGCCCAUUGCUGAGAUCGACAAGCUUUAUUGCACGCCUGGCAGUCUCUGGGAGCUCGAGACGGUCAACAUCAAGGGCCGCCCCACAACGGUGUGGAAGAACUCGCCCAAGUCGUUCCGUUCGUUUUUCCUGGCCAAGCUCGAUGAGUACGCCGACAAGCCGCUGCUGAACUGCGCGGCCCCCGAGCCGGCCCCCGUCAGCGAGCGUGUGACCUACCUGUUCGCCGAUGUCAAGAAGGAGGCCGUGUCGGUUGCUGCCUGGCUCGUUGCCCACGGCGUGCGCACCGGCGACAAGGUGGCUGUCAUCGGUUACAACACCGCUUCCUGGAUCAUCGCCUUCACGGCUAUCGGCCUGCUUGGCGCCGUCCCGGUUGUCGUCAACGCUGCGGUCCAGCCUGACUCGAUGCUUCACUGCCUUAAGCUCACGCAGCCCAAGAUCAUCCUCGCCGAUGCCAUCUCGAGCUCGACCCUGUCGUUUGUGACCGACAAACUGAAGGCGGCCGGCGUCGGCCCCGUGUUCUCGUGGCAGAAUGUCGACCACCUGAAGAAGAAGAAGCACGUUGAUGUCAUCGACUUCAAGAACCUCGGCACCAGCGCGCAGGCCGAAGACGCCGUAAUCAAGGGCACUGGCUUCGGCGUUGAGAACCUCGGCCCCGAGUCCGACGGCAUCAUCUUCUUCACCUCCGGCACGACCGGCUACCCCAAGGCUGUCUUGUCGUCGCAGCGUGCCUCUCUCCACUCGAUCGUUUCAGGAACUGCAGGUUUUAUGCGCAUGGGUCUGCGAGCUGCUGGCCAGAUGGCCCCGCACGUCGUCGACAUGAUCAAGGAGCUGAUCUUUGGCCCCAAGGACGACCCGCCCGUAACGCUGAUGGCCGUCCCGUUCUUCCAUGUGACUGGUCUGUCGAUUGUGCUUAAGGCGUUCGAGGAUGGCAUCAUGAUGGUGACGAUGCGCAAGUGGGAUGUCGAGGAGGCCGUCCGCCUCAUGACGACGUACAAGAUCAACUCGAUGACUGGCGUUCCCGCUAUUCUGCUCGCAGUCAUGCAGAGCCCUAACCUGCCCAAGGACCACGUUUUGCUUGGCACGAGCUACGGCGGUGCGCCGGCGCCAGAGCGCAUGGCCGCCGAUGUCAAGGCCCGCUGGCCCGACAUCCACUGCUUCACCGCAUGGGGCAUGACGGAGACCAACGCCGCGCACACCGUCUUCGGUGGAAACGACUACAUUGAGAACCCCGCCGGUGCCGGUUUCGCGCUCCCGGUGACUGAGGUCAGGAUUGUCGACAUUGAGACGAAGCAGCCGCUGCCCGACGGAAAGAAGGGCCUCAUCCUCGCCCGCGGCAUGACCCUCAUGAAGGAGUACUACAACGACGCGGCCGCCACCGCCAAGUCCUUUGACAAGGACGGCUGGUUCGACACCGGCGACGCAGGAUACCUUAAGGACGGCAUCCUCUACGUCGCCGACCGCAUCAAGGACAUCAUCAUCCGUGGUGGCGAGAACAUCUCGAGCGAGGAGGUCGAGAACGCUGUCUUUCUCGACGACCGUGUUGGUGAGGCCGCUGCCGUUGCUGUUCCGCACGACAUUCUCGGCGAGGAGGUCGCUGUUGCCGUCUCUCUCCGUCCCGGUGCCCCGAAGACGACGGCGGAGGAGAUCAGGCAGGCGGCCCACGGUCGCCUCCGCUCCCACGCCCGCCCCGUCUUUGUCGUCGUGUACGAUGACCUCCUUCCGCGUAAUCACAACGGAAAGAUCAUCAAGACAGAGGUCAAGAAGACGGUUCAGGAGCUGUACAAGGAGCACAAGAAAGGCGAGAAGGCGAAGGCGAAGCUUUGA